Gastrolobium bilobum is the source of this 3553-nucleotide messenger RNA. RefSeq names its product RNA cytidine acetyltransferase 1. Gene Ontology annotation, biological process: rRNA acetylation involved in maturation of SSU-rRNA. Bases 114 to 3209 code for a protein of 1031 amino acids. Gene Ontology annotation, cellular component: nucleolus; 90S preribosome. The record is from RefSeq and is a predicted model, not a curated record. Lineage: Eukaryota; Viridiplantae; Streptophyta; Magnoliopsida; Fabales; Fabaceae. Gene Ontology annotation, molecular function: tRNA binding; 18S rRNA cytidine N-acetyltransferase activity; ATP binding. The transcript has 27 exons.
GUGGAAGCUGUAGUCUCAACGCUCUGUUUCAUUCCUCGAAUCCCCCACUCGCACAAACGCCGAGUCUAUCACUGUCUCCGAUACAAGCUCCGCCGUCGAUUUAAUCCAGGGAAAUGAGGAAGAAAGUGGAUGAGCGAAUUAGAACUCUCAUUGAAAAUGGUGUCAAAACAAGGCAUAGGUCCAUGUUUGUCAUCAUCGGUGACAAGUCACGUGACCAGAUUGUAAAUCUUCAUUAUAUGCUUAGCAAGGCACAGAUCAAAUCCAGGCCAACUGUUUUAUGGUGUUACAGGGACAAGCUUGAAAUAAGCAGUCAUAGGAAGAAACGUGGGAAGCAGAUUAAAAAAUUGAUGCAGAGGGGUCUUUUGGAUCCUGAGAAAGUUGAUCCAUUUUCGUUGUUUGUAGAAAGUGGGGGAUUAAAAUAUUGUUUAUAUAAGGAUUCGGAAAGAGUUAUGGGUAAUACCUAUGGGAUGUGUAUACUUCAGGAUUUUGAGGCGUUGACACCGAAUCUCCUAGCAAGAACGAUAGAGACAGUUGAGGGAGGAGGUUUGGUUGUUUUGUUGCUUCGUUCGUUAUCCUCGCUGACCAGUCUGUACACCAUGGUGAUGGAUGUGCAUGAUAGAUUCCGAACUGAAUCCCACUCUGAGGCUACUGGGCGCUUUAAUGAACGCUUUUUGUUAUCACUUGCUUCUUGCAAGGCUUGUGUGGUCAUGGAUGAUGAGCUGAAUGUGUUACCAAUUUCAUCUCACAUAAGGUCUAUUACCCAAGUUCCUGUUAAAGAGGACUCUGAGGGACUCUCAGAAGCAGAACAGGACCUGAAGAAUCUUAAAGAACAACUAAAUGAAGAUUUCCCCGUUGGACCAUUGAUUAAGAAGUGUUGCACGUUGGACCAAGGAAAAGCUGUUGUCACUUUUCUGGAUGCAAUUUUGGACAAGACACUUCGUAGUAUUGUUGCCUUGUUGGCUGCCCGUGGCCGUGGGAAAUCAGCUGCUCUUGGUUUAUCAAUUGCUGGAGCUAUUGCUGUGGGGUAUUCAAAUAUCUUUGUAACCGCACCCAGCCCUGAGAAUUUGAAUACGUUGUUUGACUUUAUACGCGAAGGUUUUGCUGCACUUGACUACAAGGAACAUAUUGAUUUCGAUGUGGUGAGAAGUGUGAAUCCUGAGUUCAAGAAAGCUAUUGAAAGGAUCAAUAUUUACAAGCACCACAGACAGACAAUUCAGUAUAUACUGCCGCAUGAGCAUGAAAAGCUCUCGCAAGUUGAACUGUUGGUUGUUGAUGAAGCAGCUGCUAUUCCACUGCCGGUGGUGAAGUCUUUGCUUGGCCCAUAUCUGAUCUUCCUGUCUUCUACGGUUAAUGGUUAUGAAGGUACUGGACGCUCUUUAUCACUAAAACUUUUGCAGCAAUUGGAAGAGAAAAGCCACGUGUCUGCUAAGAGCACAGAAGGCUCUGUUUCUGGUCAUCUGUUUAAGAAAAUAGAACUGAGUGAAUCCAUCAGAUAUGCUUCUGGGGAUCCCAUUGAAAGCUGGCUUAACACUCUACUUUGCUUAGAUGUUUCAAAUGUCAUCCCUCAUCUUAGCAGGUUACCUCCACCUAGUGAGUGUGAUCUAUACUAUGUUAAUCGGGAUACCCUCUUUUCCUAUCACAGAGAUAGUGAAAUAUUUCUGCAGCGAAUGAUGGCCUUAUACGUUGCUUCACAUUACAAGAAUUCUCCAAAUGAUCUGCAACUAAUGGCAGAUGCUCCAGCACACCACUUAUUUGUACUACUUGGACCUGUUGAUGAAUCAAAGAAUCAACUUCCUGAUAUUUUGUGUGUCAUCCAGGUUUCCCUUGAGGGGCAGAUAUCUCGUCAGUCAGCAAUGAAAAGUUUGAGUGAUGGUCAUCAACCUUCUGGAGAUCAAAUACCAUGGAAAUUCUGUGAGCAAUUCCGAGACACAGUUUUCCCGUCACUUUCCGGUGCUCGCAUUGUACGCAUCGCCACACACCCGAGUGUCAUGAGGCUUGGAUAUGGCUCACAGGCAGUUGAGCUUUUAAUACGUUACUAUGAAGGACAACUUACUCCUAUCUCUGAGAUUGAUGUUGAAGAUGAAGAGCAGGCUCCUCGAGUUAGAGUUACAGAAGCUGCAGAGAAGGUUUCGCUACUUGAAGAAAAUAUAAAACCUAGAACAGAUCUUCCUCAUUUGCUAGUACAUCUGCGUGAAAGACGCCCAGAGAAGCUCCACUACAUUGGUGUCUCAUUUGGGCUAACAUUGGACCUUUUUCGCUUUUGGAGGAAGCAUAAAUUUGCUCCCUUCUACAUUGGCCAGAUUCCAAAUGCUGUGACCGGUGAGCAUACAUGUAUGAUUCUAAAACCCUUAAACAAUGAUGAAAUUGAAGUUGAUGGAUCAAAUCAGUUGGGCUUUUUUGGUCCGUUCUACCAAGAUUUCAGGCAAAGAUUUACUAGACUUCUGACUUCCACUUUUCGUGGCAUUGAAUACAAGCUUGCUUUGAGCAUCAUAGAUCCAAAAAUCAAUUUCACGAAACAAGAACCUGCGAAGACUACUUCUGAUAAAUUUUUGGAGUCAGUUAGAGAAUAUUUAUCACCCCAUGACAUGAAGCGCCUAGAGGCUUAUGUUGACAAUCUUGCUGACUUUCAUCUGAUUUUGGAUUUAGUUCCCACCCUUACACAUCUGUACUUCCAAGAAAAGCUUCCAGUUACAUUGUCAUAUGCUCAAGCUUCAGUGUUACUCUGCAUUGGUCUGCAGAACCAGAACAUUUCGUACAUUGAGGGACAAACGAAGUUGGAAAGGCAACAAAUAUUGUCUCUAUUUAUAAAGGUUAUGAAGAAGUUCUACAAAUAUCUAAAUGGCCUCGCAUCCAAGGAGAUUGAAUCAACCUUGCCACGACUGAAAGAAAUUGUCAUGGAACCUCAUAGUGUCUCUUUGGACGAAGAUCUCAACAAUGCAGCUAAACAAGUUGAGGAUGACAUGAAGUCAAAAACGGAAGCACUCUUUACUCCUGAAUUGUUCCAGCAGUAUGCAAUUGAAGAUGGAGAAUCUGGCUUUGAGAAUGUUAUACAAAACAAUGGAGGAAAUAUACCCACAGGUGGUCUUAUUAGUGUGAAGUCCAGUCGGAAUGUAGGAAAGCCUGAAAAAGAGAAGGGAAGUCAUAAGAGUGACAAAAAGCGUGGUAAAGACAACCACAACCAUAAAUCAAGUAAAAGGAAAAGAUCUUGACUAUGAUAAGAACCAUCAUAGAUAAUACCAUGAUUCCAGGUAUUGUUAGUCCUGGACAGGAGUCAAAACGGUGAUAUAGAGCAAAGUAAACGUCCAAAUUGAAAACGAGGGAAAGAAUCAUCAGACAAGAACCCACAGAUCCCGGUCUUGGUGGCCGAGAGCAAUUGUUUUUAUAAAUUUGAGUACAGGAUUCUGUAAUACCGCUAUACUCGAUGCUUUUUUCUCUUCUUGAUGUUUUCAUCAAAGAAAUCAGAGGACAACAUUGAUGUAUUAUUAGUAUUUGACAUAAAUGCAACAGCUGAAGAGGAAUAUAUCCACAUAUCAUUCAGUGCAUGACCACAGUU